AUGGACGAGGCGGACUCGGCCACGAAGGCGCUCGGGCUGGAUGAACCGCCCAUCGGCAUGCCGGCGGUGGAGGGCUCGGAUACCGAGUCGGAGGCCGAAGUCACCACGAUGGCCGUAAUGGGCGAACCGGGAAACAUCGAUAUGGGAGCCGAGUCCCUGCCGAACCCCGACGAUGCCGAGGCGGCGUUCGCAGAGGUGACGGCUGUGACGGUGGCAGACGUUCAAGCUGCUGACGACAAUGUUUUUACCACGACGGUCGCCACAUCAGGAAGUCUCCCAGAACACAUGCUGAGUGGGAGGACAACCCUGCAGUUGGGUGAAGGUCUCAGUACCCAGAAGGCCACUUUGAUCGUGGUUCACACUGACGGCAGCAUCGUGGAGGCUGCUGGCCUCAAGUCUGCUGCCACCAUCGCGUCAGGCCCACAGACUCCGUCCACCCCGCUGAGUCCACCCCAGGACAAAGAUUCCUGUUCCAAGUACAACUGGGACCCCUCGGUCUACAACAAUGAGCUGCCAGUCCGGUGCAGGAACACUAGUGGAGUCCUCUACAAGAACCGACUGGGAUCAGGAGGUAAAGGCCGCUGCAUCAGACACAACCAGCAGUGGUUCACGCCCACCGAGUUUGAAGGUAUGGCAGGAAGAGCGAGCAGCAAAGAUUGGAAGAGGAGCAUCAGAUACGCUGGCAGACCUCUGCUCUGCCUCAUACAGGAGCGUAUCCUGAACCCCCACGCCGCUUCCUGUACCUGCGCAGCCUGCUGUGAUGACCUGACGGGGUGUCCAAAGGAUGCAGACUCACUGGUAGCAGAAAACAUCAGUAUGACUGGUCCGGUCCGCCUCUUCGUCCCGUACAAGAGACGGAAGAAGGACAGCGAGCCGCCGACUACCCCCCCAAAAAAGCAACUUCCUGCCACCAAAAACAUCACGCUGGCCCCGGGGACCACAUGUACGUCAGUCACGGUGACCCCGUCAGGACAGUUCACCACCUCCGGGACCUUGACCUUUGACCGGACUCCGACCGGCGACGCCACAGCCGCCGCCGCCGCCAUCAUCUCAGAAGGCUCAGCGCAGAACGAGGUGUUCGCCAGCACAGCAGUGCUGACGGCGUUGCCGGCGCUCGCCGUGGCUCCACAGCCAGUUCAGGCCAAGGUGGCGGCGGUCGCGUCCCCAUCAGCGGGGCUGGUGAGCGGUCUGGACGUGGGGCCUGCUGUAGGAGGGGCGGGCCCAGCGGUCAGCGAGGGGCAGAAGAACACCUGGCUGUACCUGGAGGAGCUCGCCAACACGCUGCUGAGCAACGUCCAGCAGCUGAAGGCCCUGAUCGAACAGGCCAAAAACUCUCCUGGGGACACGGCAGGGGUCAAAGGUCAGGCAGGCAGGAAGGAGUGUGGUCUCAGUCAGUCGUUUCAGAACCAGAUAUCAUUUCAGCAGCCAGACGACUCAGAGGCGAAGAGGAGCUCUGAAAUCACUGAGAUCAUCAUCAAUCAGGUGUGUGUGAACUGUGGUCGAGUGGCGAUGAGUGAGUGUACGGGCUGUCACAAGGUCAACUACUGCUCCACCUUCUGUCAGAGAAAGGACUGGAAGGAUCAUCAGCACACCUGCUGUCAAUCAGCAGGGGGCGUGGCUGUUCAGGAGGAGGAGCCAAUCACAGCCAUGGACAUAGACAAAGUGAAAUGAAGGUGCGGCUGGCCCCGCCCACAGUUCACAUGGAAACAUGAGCAGACCAGAGAAGGACAUCAUCACAGAGACAAAGUCCCUGACCUUCCAGUGGAGCCUCAUGGGAUGGUUGUACCAAAAACUGCGCUGAGUUUAUAUUCGUCGGGAGAAGUUUGUUUUUUUUUCUGAUCACAGCAGCCUCUAGUGGACAGUGGAGGAACUGCAGCUCAACAGACUGACAUGAACUCAGUAUUACAAUAAUUAUAAAAGCAUUAAUUCACCCCCAGUAUAUCAUUAUGUUUUAUAAAGCAGGAUAAGGUAAUAAUGUGUUAAAAAGUUUUAUGGCUGCAGCCAACUGUUUUCUUUAUUGAUUGAUUUGUUAAUUAUUGUCAGUUGCCACAAUGAUGAUUUCUUAUCGUCCCUCAGUCGCUGUCGCUUCCCUGUCAUUUUAUGAAACCUUACUUUGCUGCCAUUUUAACUGCUGAUGAACAGAUUUAAACCUCCUGAGUCCAUCCUGGACAAUAAAGGUCAAACACAUCAAUAAAACAGAGGAUCGUAUUAAAUUAA
Molecule: messenger RNA, 2217 nt
Organism: Scatophagus argus
Lineage: Eukaryota; Metazoa; Chordata; Actinopteri; Scatophagidae
Gene: deaf1
Product: DEAF1 transcription factor
Exons: 13
Coding region: 1-1671 (556 amino acids)
Biological process (GO): regulation of transcription by RNA polymerase II
Cellular component (GO): nucleus
Molecular function (GO): DNA binding; DNA-binding transcription factor activity, RNA polymerase II-specific
Source: RefSeq, a predicted model, not a curated record